Molecule: messenger RNA, 945 nt
Organism: Knipowitschia caucasica
Lineage: Eukaryota; Metazoa; Chordata; Actinopteri; Gobiiformes; Gobiidae
Source: the annotation of a GenBank genome assembly
AUGAUGGACCACCUCAGCAGCAGCACCCUCCGCCCCCCCUCCUGCCCCUCCCUCUCCUCCUGCCCCCUGCCCUGCGCCCCCUCCAGUCUCCCCGAGCCUCCCAUCGCAUGUCUGGGAAUGAUUAUACUCGGGGCCGUGCUGAUUCAAACCAUCGCUGUUUCUGUUAGUUUUAUGUACUUCAACCAAGUCAUCAGUAAGAUGAAGGAGAGUUUUUCCAGGAGCAGCGUGUCUUGUUUGAUGAACUCAAAUCCACCCUCUGGACUCCAGGACAGCGGCUCCGAGGGGAAGAAGGACGACCCCUGUUGGCAAGUCACACAACAGCUCCGCUCCCACAUAGAGAAGGCAAUGGAAGAAAAAUUUCAAACUGAGAUCUCCAAAACUAUGACAAACGAUCCGACGUCCGUGCUGCCGCUGUUUGCCCCUGCAGUCCGAGGCGUCCCUCUUCCCAAAGUGGCGGCUCACGUAACCGGAGUCGCAUCCCCCACAGAGAGCUCCGCGCCAGAAGGCUCGCGGGGCAGUAAGGGUCACCUGGGGGAGCGUGUGCGGGCCUGGGAAGGGCAGCGCGGCCUGGCCUUUCUGCUGAACAUGGAGCUGAAGGGAGGAGAGCUGCUGGUGCCUAAAGCCGGCCUGUACUACAUCUACGCUCAGACAUACUUCAGACUGCCCUCUACUGGAGACACUGAGGCGCAGGAGCCCAGCGGGGAGGACGGGGCAGAGCUGGUCCAGUACAUCUACAAAAAGAUGAGCUCAUACACAGUUCCCAUUCUCCUGAUGAAGUCCUCCCGGAGCGUGUGUUGGCCCCGCGGUCAGGAGCCAGGCAUCUUCUCCCUGCAUCAGGCCGGCACUGCCUUCCUCCAGCCGGCAGACCGACUCUUCAUCACCGUCAGCAACGCCAGUACCAUGGACGGGAGGGCCAGCUAUUUCGGGGCCUUUCUUGUGGGAUAG